AUAUCUUUCUCCCUAUCUUUUGCAAGCAGUAGAGAUGGAAAGAGGGAGAAGCCGCGGUGUUGGUGCUUUCAUGGUGAAAGCCGAGAUCGACACGAGUUUGCCGUUUCGAUCCGUGAAGGAAGCUGUCAUGCUAUUUGGGGAGAAAGUCUUGGCUGGAGAGAUUGAAAAUAAACUCAAUGACAUGCGAGCGACAGCUAGCAAAAACAGGCAGACCACCUCAAGCCUUCACUCCCUAGAAAAAGAGCUGGAACAGACAAGACAAAACCUCUUUAAUGCAAGAGAAGAAAGAAAAGAAACGGUAAACUACCUCAACUCUCUCAUUCAAGAGCUAGAGAAGACAAAGAUUGAACUUCAGCAACUGAAAGCUAGACAAAGAGAAAUGCCAACUAUGGACUUGGAGAUUGAGAAAAUCAAGUUUGUAGAGAAUUCAAUGCCUAUUCUCAACCAAGUUACAGAAUUUCAGAGCAAGAAAUAUGCCAAGUUCAACAAUCCACCAUCUUCAGGGCGGUUCUUGAGCUCUGAACAUCUCCUUUCAGAUAGGAAAGUUUCCAUGGAUAGGGAAGUAUCGGAAAUGAGGAAGAAGAAGAAGAAUAAGAGGGCAUUGCUUCCUAUGAUAGCUUCUAUGUUUUCUAAUAAGAAAGGUUGCAGAUAUUAAGGGUCAAUGACAAUCUCACCAAGUAAAAGGAUCAGCUCAGAGAUUUGAUUCAUGUUUCUGAAGCAAGAAAAAAUAAUCAUGUUUAUGUUUUCAUCUUAUAAUGUGUAUCUAAGCUAAAUUUUCUGUUUGUAAGAGAA
Messenger RNA from Dendrobium catenatum, 792 nucleotides. Its product is annotated as WEB family protein At1g75720-like. The transcript is spliced from 2 exons. NCBI's taxonomy places the organism in Eukaryota, Viridiplantae, Streptophyta, Magnoliopsida, Asparagales, Orchidaceae. The record is from RefSeq and is a predicted model, not a curated record. Bases 35 to 655 code for a protein of 206 amino acids.